AUGAAAAUUUUGAUAGUUCUUACACUCGCAGUAGCGGUCCAGGCCCAGAGCUUCAUCCCCCAAGACACCCCAGCUGUCGCCACCGCCAAAGCCGCCCACUACGCUGAGUAUGCUAAAGCAGCCGCCCGUGUAGGAGCUCCUCUCCCAGAAGUGUACAGGACUGUCGUCUACAUCCCUCCCUCCUUCGCCCCCACCCCCGUCGUCACUCCUGAGGGCUUCAUAACCGACACCCCAGAGGUCGCCGCCGCUAAGGCCGCCCAUCUAGCUGAGGUCGCUAGAGCCACGGCCGCCGCCCCCGCCGCUGCCCCCGCUGCUUACCCGUAUGCAGAUUAUUACCGCGCCUACUACAACUACUACUACCCCAGUCUCACACGCUCCAUCUACUCAGGUCACCAGGCCGUGCCCACCGUGCUGCCUAGUGGAUACCUCGCUGACACCCCCGAGGUGGCCCACGCCAAGAUCACCCACCUCUACAAGCUCUACCAGGAGUCCGCACGUGAUGGGAAGAAGUAUAAAGAAGCUGCUGGUGCUUGGCUAAGAAGUGGUGAGUCGGGAGUUCAAGGCACUCGUCUAGGCAGAGCUGCUCUUCAAAACACUACAAUGGACAAGAUAGUGAUUGUAACCCUUGCACUGUUGUCAACUAUUGAGGGAGCUUUCAUCCCCGGUGACACCCCCGAGGUGGCCCUAGCCAAGGUAGCUCACUUUGCCGAACAUAUCAAGGAGGCGGCAAGGGCUGCUGGGCAUCAGCCUGCCCCGACCUACUACGUGUCUGUUGAGGAGAAUGGUGGAUAUGCCAACGCUAGAAUGCCGGUUACUUACAUCACAGACCCUGCUUCAAGAAUGCCUGUGGCUUACGCCUCAGCUCCUGCAGCUGUUACUUACGUUCCGGCAUCUGAAGCCGCUGCAAGAAUACCUGUUACCUACAUUUCAGCUCCUACAUAUGCUUCCUACGCCCCCACUUCAGAAGCGGCAACAAGGAUGCCUGUAUCGUACAUAUCUGGAAUGCCAGUAAUAUACGCUCCAGCUCCUGUAGCAGCUGCCACUAAGAUGCCAGCUCCGAUGAUGCCAGCUCUGAUGAUGCCGAUGAUGCAUCAGGCUGACAUGCACGAUCACGCUAGAGCCGCGGCCGCAGCAGCAGCAAUGGGUUCAGCAGCGUCUGCAGCUGGAGCAGGGUUCCCAUAUGUUGACUUCUAUAAGUCCUUGGCCGACUACUAUGCUUCCACUUCCAAUCACCCUAUGAGCUCUUCGAUGAUCCUUGCCCUCGCCGCCGCGGUUCACGCGCAGUCCUUCCUCCCCCAGGACUCUCCAGACGUGGCUGCUGCUAAGGCCGCUCACUUCGCCGAGUAUGCCAAAGCCGCCGCGCUGGUAGGAGCUCCUCUGCAGGAAGUCUACAGGACGGCUGUGUCUUCUCCAUUUGCUUCCUUUGCCCUACCGACUGUCACCCCCCAGGGCUUCCUCGUCGACACCCCCGAGGUCGCUGCUGCUAAAGUCGCCCAUUUCGCCGAGGUAGCCCGAGCCACUGCUGCCGCGGCCCCCGCUAUCACUCGCUUCAACGAUGACCCCAACGCUGAGUACUACCGCAAGUACUACGAAAACUACUACCGCACCCACGCUCAGCAACCUCACCAAACCCAGCAUGUGUACACAGGCCCCCAGGCUGUGCCUACUGUGCUGCCCAGUGGAUACCUCGCUGACACCCCUGAGGUCGCACACGCCAGAGCCACUCAUCUUUACAGACUCUACCAGGAGUCUACCCGACACUGGGAGGGAUGCCAAAAGGUUCCAAACCAUCCGAAGGGCCUUGACACUCAGGUUACGUGUCACUGCUUCAUCCUAGUGGCGGCCACCUCGGAGGUGUAUGAACCCCUCUGGAGUCACUACGGGCACCUCGAUAGAGAGAAGACCGCAGGGGCGGUAGAGGUUCUGGGUAGUCUUGCCAAGAGAGGCCAGCCAAUACUGCUGUUGGUGGCCGCCGUUGCCAAGGCCCAGCCCUACGUUCCCCAGGACACUCCCGAGGUGGCCGCUGCCAAAGCCGCCCACUUGGCCGAACUAGCCAAGGCAGGACUGGCCGCCGGGGUUCUCUUCUAUCCCCGGGGUUACGUGUCCUUCGGCGUUCCCGUCGUAAACCCUGACGGCUUCAUAGCAGACACUCCAGAGGUAGCUGCCGCGAAGGCAGCCCAUCUGGCCGCCGUCGAUGCCGCCCGAGCUGCCGCUUCCGCACAAGCCCCUGCCACAAACUCCUACUAUUACAACUCAUACAGAUAUCCUGGACAAAUAUACAGGUAUGCUGCUCCUAAGCCAACCUACUACUAUUAUUCCUCUUCCACUCCCAACGCAAACCCGGCUUACGCUGCUACCUAUGCUGCCGCCCCCGCUGCCGCCCCCGCUGCAACUACUGCUGCCGCCCCUGUUGUCAUUACUCCAGACGGCAUCGUUGCAGACACUCCAGAAGUGUACGCGGCUAAGAUGGCACACUUCAAAGCUCAUGUGGACCGUAUUAUGGGAAUCUCAUAA
Macrosteles quadrilineatus (aster leafhopper) is the source of this 2514-nucleotide messenger RNA. RefSeq lists its product as uncharacterized. The record is from RefSeq and is a predicted model, not a curated record. The transcript is spliced from 8 exons. NCBI's taxonomy places the organism in Eukaryota, Metazoa, Arthropoda, Insecta, Hemiptera, Cicadellidae. The coding region runs from base 1 to 2514 and encodes 837 amino acids.